Molecule: messenger RNA, 1518 nt
Organism: Cordyceps fumosorosea ARSEF 2679
Lineage: Eukaryota; Fungi; Ascomycota; Sordariomycetes; Hypocreales; Cordycipitaceae
Product: guanine deaminase
Exons: 2
Coding region: 1-1518 (505 amino acids)
Biological process (GO): guanine metabolic process
Cellular component (GO): cytosol
Molecular function (GO): zinc ion binding; guanine deaminase activity
Source: RefSeq, a predicted model, not a curated record
AUGCAUCUUGACCAACCACGGAACCAGCUGCUGCUCGGAACUUUCGUUCACAGCAAGUCCCGCAGGGAGAUUGACAUCUUUCACAAUGCCGCUGUUGCCGUCGAUUCCAACGGGAAAAUUGCCGCUGUGGAACGGCAGUGUUCCAACCUAGAGGUUGCCAAGGCGCAUGCUCUGGCAAAGCUGGGCUGGAGUGUCGACGACGUUGACAUUUACACCACCAAAGAAUCCCAGUUCUUUUUCCCGGGUUUCAUUGACACUCACAUUCACGCCCCUCAGUAUCCCAAUGCCGGCAUCUUUGGCAAGACGACUCUCCUUGACUGGCUUGAGAAGCACACCUUCCCCAUGGAGGUCAGCCUUAAGGACCUCGCCAAGGCCCGCAAGGUCUACACCGCCGUCGUCCGGCGCACCCUCUGCCACGGCACCACCACUGCCGCCUACUACGCCACCAUCGACGUGGCCGCCACCAACCUGCUGACCGACCUGUGCCACGCCAUCGGCCAGCGCGCCUUCGUCGGCCGCGUCUGCAUGGACCGCGCCGAAAUCAACCCAGACUACUACCGCGACGAGUCCACCGAGGCCGCCCUGCGCGCCACCCGGCAGACCAUCGAGCACAUCCGCGCCGUCGACCCGGCGUUCGACCUGGUCGCGCCCAUCCUGACGCCCCGGUUCGCGCCCUCGUGCACAUCCGAGGGCAUGCGCGCGCUGGCGAAGCUGCAGCGCGAGGGCGGCUUCCUCGCCCAGACACACAUCUCGGAGAACACGAAUGAGAUCGCGCUGGUGCGUGAGCUGUUCCCGGCGUCCCGCUCCUACGCCGACGUCUACGACCAGCACGGGUUGCUCACGCCAGGGAUGGUGCUUGCACACGCCGUCCAUCUGACCGAGGAGGAGGCCGACCUCAUCGCGCUCCGCCGCAGCAAGGUCUCCCACUGCCCGUGCAGCAACUCGUCACUGACCAGUGGCGCCGCGCGCGUGCGCUGGAUGUGGCAGAAGGGCAUCGAGGUCGGCCUCGGCACCGACGUCUCCGGCGGCUACUCGCCGUCCAUCCUUGAGGCGGCCCGGCAAGCCGCCCUCGUUAGCCGCCACGUCGCCGCCACCCGCCACAACGGCGACGGCGACCAGGAGGACCACGAGCGAUGCAAGUUGACCGUCGAGGAGGUGCUCUACCUGGCCACGCGCGGUGGCGCGCUCUGCCUCGGCCUGGAGGACCGCGUCGGCGGCUUCGAGGUCGGCAAGGACUGGGACGCCCAGCUCGUCGGGCUCGGCCGCGUCGCCGACUCGGGCCUGCGUGAGGGCGAGGAGUACACGGCUAACGGCCACGGCUCCGGCCCCGCGGUCAACUCAGCGGUGGCGGGCGCGGGGUUCGUCGUCCCCGCUUUCAACGGCUCCGACGAGGGCAACGUCGACGUCUUUGGGUGGGAGUCGUGGGGUGAGAUCCUGGCCAAGUGGCUGUACAACGGUGACGACAGGAACACCAAGAAGGUCUGGGUCAAGGGGCGUCUCGUGCACGCGAGGCGGUGA